Molecule: messenger RNA, 1877 nt
Organism: Clarias gariepinus (North African catfish)
Lineage: Eukaryota; Metazoa; Chordata; Actinopteri; Siluriformes; Clariidae
Gene: ube2l3b
Product: ubiquitin-conjugating enzyme E2L 3b
Exons: 4
Coding region: 79-543 (154 amino acids)
Source: RefSeq, a predicted model, not a curated record
GACUUUUCAAUGAGUUUAAUUAGUUUCUGCUGAGUCUUGUUGCCGCAGUGAAUUCUGGGAGUAGUCGAAUGAUUCAAGAUGGCGGCGAGCAGGAGACUGCACAAGGAGCUUGAAGAAAUUCGCAAAUCCGGGAUGAAAAACUUCCGGAAUAUUCAAGUCGAUGAAUCAAAUAUACUGACAUGGCAAGGCCUUAUUGUUCCAGAUAACCCUCCAUAUGACAAAGGGGCAUUCAGAAUUGAGAUAAUUUUCCCUGCAGAAUACCCUUUCAAACCCCCAAAGAUCACGUUCAAGACGAAGAUCUACCACCCCAACAUUGACGAGAAGGGGCAGGUCUGUCUGCCAGUAAUUAGCGCAGAGAACUGGAAACCAGCCACCAAAACCGACCAAGUUAUUCAAUCACUUAUAGCGCUGGUGAACGACCCACAGCCAGAACAUCCCCUGAGGGCCGACUUAGCAGAAGAAUACUCAAAGGACCGUAAAAAAUUCUUUAAGAACGCAGAAGAGUUUACAAAGAAACACAGUGAAAAACGGCCAGUGGACUAAUGACACCCUGACAAGUGUGUAGCGCCACUCUUCCCAAACAUAAAAUCUUUUCUCUGCACCCUCUUCUUUCCUCCCUUUCCUUGCUUUCUUCCGUCUUGUCUUUUUCACUACACACAUUUUAGUCAGGCCGGAGAAUCGCAUCACCGCCGAAGCCUCCGUCUUAAAGCCGGACUCCUCGAGGAUCCAUCGGCAGUCGUUAUGCCUGGUGUUAGCUUUGAAGCCUUUAAGAAAAUUCUGGAUUUGGUCUUUUUUUAGUUUGUUAAGGAAAACAGAUAAAGUAGUUGUAACAUGGUAUUCUCAGUACUGAGUGCUGUGUGAUGCUGUUCUAAGUGAAACGAUCUUCACAUGAGUAUGCACUUCUUUAAUCUCUUUAAGUUGGAGAAAGAUUUAACAAUUUAUUCGAAAAUAACCCUUGGAAAAAAAUGUGUAAAAUGUAAUUUAUCUUGUGUAAGAUUUUGUCCUCUCCAAUUCACACUUUUAUGUUUUCCCACACAAAAUGUUUGUGAUGUUUAAACCGACGAACAAGAUGAGAGAGGUUACACAGCUUGAUCCUGGAGGAGUGUGCUGGUAAUUUUUUUUUCAUCUGAUCUUUUUAUUUUUCACUUAUUGAUUCGCACUGUGUUUCUCGUCCUAUCCGCUCCUAACACACCAUAGAUUUGCAGAUGCACUGAUUAGUCGACAACAACAAAAAAAAAAUCUAGACACUGAUAUUGUUAUCGUUACUUUUCCACACGUGAGGAAAGGAAAGAAUACAAUUGUUGUAAAUGAGCAUUUUACGGUGAGGUUUAAUUUUUAAAAAACACCCUUUAUUUUAAAUGCUUCACAAAGAGAUUGUGUGUUUUGUUCAUUAUUUGGGUUUAGGGUAAAUAUAUAUAUAAAACAAAAGAGGAAAUGGUGCCUCCAGACUGAGACCGUUUAUUUUUGUUUAUUCAGAGUAAAGAUUAGUAGGCAUCUUUUUAGAACCAUAUUGAGGUUGCAAUUCAUAUUUCUAGCCAGAAUACAGAAUAUUACACUCAGUAGUGCAGUAGAUGUCGAUAAGGUGUGCUUUCGCACUUUUUGUAGAGGCCUAUAAGGAAAACUAUUGGUCAUUGAUGUUUAUCCCUUUAAAUCAAUUCAUCCUUUUCACACAAGAAGUAAUAUCAGCGAUAUUAAGAUACCCGUGAAUUGAUUCUUUUACAGGCACUAUAUAUUCUGUGUGUGGAGGUAGAAUAAAUUGGCACAGUCAUGAGAAUGACGUUUAAUACUCAAGUAGCGGCUGACUCUGAUUAGUCACUCUGAGCAUGCUGACUCUCUGAUUGGUCAAUGGUUUCCUAAUAAAUCCAGCUAACUAACAA